AAAACAAAAGGAGGAAAAAUGAAUAUAGAAGUACAUAAAUUAAGUGAUUUAAUAUGUGCCAAUAAGAGCAGCUUAGAUGAAUGUGAAGUGAAGUUAAAUGAGGAAUAUCAGCAGUUAAUUAAAAAUGAUAAACAGCUAAGUUAUGCUUCAGAAUACAUUUUUUCUGAGUUAAUUGACGAUUUAAUCUUAAGUUAUGUAUUCGAGGCUCACUUUGCAUUGAAAAAAUUGGAUACAGAAAAAGAAUUACAGGAACAUGACAGUAUUGAAUCAAGUAGUAGUAAUCAAGACAUGACGAAUGAUACAGAACAGAAUACAAGCAAUGGUGAUACUUAUCAUGAAAAUAAGACUAAGAAGAAAAUUGUUUACUGUAAGUGCUCAAAUUGCGCAAAAGUUGUUGCUGUCACGAAAUUUGCGAAUCAUUUAGAGCACUGCUUUGGAAUCGGACGUAAAGUGAGAUUAAGGAAACGUAAAGACAUGAAUGACACUGCUAAUUAA
This is a messenger RNA of Chironomus riparius, 495 nucleotides long. NCBI's taxonomy places the organism in Eukaryota, Metazoa, Arthropoda, Insecta, Diptera, Chironomidae. The record is from the annotation of a GenBank genome assembly.